AUGGCCGAUCAAGCUGCCCCAGCCGCCCAACCCGCCCCAGCCGCCGCACCAAAACCCGAGCCAUCGUUCUACUUCAGCCUCGAAAGCUGCGACAAGGAAAUCGUCAAGAUCAGUGACUUGGCUGUCCCACAAAUGGUCACCAUCAACAACCUGGUCUCCGGUCUUGGCUACGACGCAGAGAAAGCCGCUAAGAACGUGAUGCCGAUCGAUAAUAUCACUGGUGUCACCUUGAAGCGUGCCGUCGCCUGGUGUGAGCAUCAUCGUGGCGUGGAGUUCCCGGAGGAGAAGAACGAAAGCUUUCCACGUCAGACAAACAUUCCAGAGUGGGACAUGAACUUUUUGAAGGAGCUGGAGGACAAGGAGCUCGAAGAGCUGACUAUUGCUGUCAACUACUUGGAGAUCAAGCAGCUGCUCCGUUAUUGCUGCAAGAAGAUUGCCAUGAUGGCUCAGGGAAAGACUCCAGAGGAGUUGAGAGUGAUUUUCGAGAUUCCGACUGAUGAGGAGGAUGCGAUUGCCGAGCAAGAGUUGAAGGAGAGGCUGGAGAGAGAGGCGAAGGAGGAGGUCGAGAGAGGGAUCGUUGAGGGACCAUCCACAUCCACUGGAAAGCGUUAG
This is a messenger RNA of Caenorhabditis briggsae, 612 nucleotides long. Gene Ontology annotation, biological process: SCF-dependent proteasomal ubiquitin-dependent protein catabolic process. The record is from RefSeq and is a predicted model, not a curated record. Gene Ontology annotation, cellular component: nucleus; cytoplasm. Gene Ontology annotation, molecular function: cullin family protein binding. The transcript has a single exon. The coding region runs from base 1 to 612 and encodes 203 amino acids. Lineage: Eukaryota; Metazoa; Nematoda; Chromadorea; Rhabditida; Rhabditidae.